AUGGAUGGCAGCAGCUAUUCUAAUGUUGAAUUCAUUCAAACUAGAAACUUUGACUUAGAUAUUUCUGUUGAUUUUGAUAAAAAAUCCCUUUCUGGAACUAACACUCUCACCUUGCAAGCAGUCAAAGACAAAGUUGGAGAAGUCAUUCUUGAUUUCUAAGGAAUGACUAUUUCAUUAGCUGAAGUCUAUUCAGAUGAAUAGAAAAAAUUCCUUACAGCCCCUAUCACCACAUAAGAUUUUCCAGUUCUCGGCUCAGCAGCUAAAAUUACACUUCCAUCAAUUCUCGCUAAAGACGACAAAGUUGUAGUAAGAGUAACCUACGCUACCAACGAUUAAGCUCAAGCCAUUAACUGGCUCACUGAAGCUCAAACCACAACCAAGACUUUGAAAUAUUUAUUCACUCAAUGCGAGCCUAUUCACUGUAGAUCAGUCGCCCCACUUCAAGAUACCCCAUCAAUUAAAGCUACUUAUUCAGCUAAAGUUACUGUAGCUGAUCCAUACGUAGUCAAGAUGAGUGCCAACGAGACUGCUCCAGUUAAGAACCCAGAUCAAAAGACCACCACCUAUAAUUUUUAGAACUCAAUCCAAAUGCCAUCUUACCUUUUAGCUAUGGCAGUUGGUAACUUGGCUUACAAGUCAACCGGCCCAAGAACUGGAGUUGUAGCUGAACCAGGUCCAGAUGCUCUCGAUAGAUACGUCAAGGAACUAGAGGACCUUGAAACCUUCUUAAAUACAACUGAAAAGUAUUUGACUCAUUAUAUCUGGGGAUCUUACACUGUCCUCGUGCUCCCAGCUUCCUUCCCUUAUGGAGGCAUGGAAAACCCACUUUUGACUUUCGCAUCACCAACCAUCAUUGUUGGAGAUAAGUCUCAAGUAUACGUUGCAACUCAUGAGAUUGCUCACUCUUGGACUGGAAAUUAAGUUACCUGCAAGGACUGGUCAAACAUGUGGCUCAAUGAAGGAUUUACAGUCUUCGAGGAGAGAAAAGUUUCAGGCCAACUUAAUGGUGCCAACUUCGCUAAGAUUGAAGCCUAACUUGGCAAUGUCUCCCUCUGGGUUGACAUUGAAAACUAUGGAGAGACUAAUUCCUACUCAAGUCUUUAUCCAGUACUUAACGGAGCUUCCCCAGACGACUCAUUCUCUCAAUUACCUUAUGAUAAGGGUUUCUAAUUCCUCACCUAUCUCGAGACUUUAGUUGGAGAAGAGGCCUUCCAAAAGUUUAUCUAAACUUAUGUCUUGAAGUACACUCAAUAGAGUGUAACCUAUCUAGACUUAAAAGCCACCUGGGAAGAUUACAUUAACACUAACUUCAAGGACAAUGCUACAACAAUCCUCGGAUUAGUCGACUGGGUUGCUUGGGUAACAAAGCCAGGAGCCAACCCAUCUGUCUACAAUGUUAGUUUCGAAACUGAUGAAGCUAAGGAAUUCGAAGCUCUUGCUGAUUCUUACAUCGACUUAAAAGGUAAAUCUCACCCAGACGGUUGGGACAAGUACCUCUCAGUCAAGGAUCCUUAACUCAAGAUCAUUUUCUUAAACAGACUUGUUGACAGACAAGACGAUGUGACUCUUGAUUUGAUGAAACUAGUUGAUGCAGACUUCAACUGCACAUGGGACAAGAACCCAGAGAUAGGUUAAAGAUGGUUACCUCUUGCCAUUGCUGUUCAAUACAACGAUGCUAUUGAAGGUGCUCACCACUACGUUUCAUAUCUUGGAAGAAUGAAGUACAUCAACCCAGUUUAUAUUGCCUUAGUCAAGAACGGCAGAAGAGACCUUGCUAACAAAUGGUUCAAGGAGAAUCUUGACUUCUAUCAUCCAAUCGCUGUAGCCAAUCUUAAGAAAAUCAUAUAUGGUUCUCUCGAGGCUAAAGAAGAGCACAUGAUUCAACUAUUCAGACAAUCAGUCCAAUCAGGAAGAAUCAUCAUCUGA
Molecule: messenger RNA, 1926 nt
Organism: Stylonychia lemnae
Lineage: Eukaryota; Ciliophora; Spirotrichea; Sporadotrichida; Oxytrichidae
Source: the annotation of a GenBank genome assembly